Molecule: messenger RNA, 1560 nt
Organism: Ruditapes philippinarum (Manila clam)
Lineage: Eukaryota; Metazoa; Mollusca; Bivalvia; Venerida; Veneridae
Exons: 2
Coding region: 1-1560 (519 amino acids)
Source: RefSeq, a predicted model, not a curated record
AUGUCAACUGUUGGCUUUAAUCUGCGUUCCUGGAAUUCAAACAGCUGUCAUUUGCGCGCGCUUUCCAAAGCAGACGACAUAGUACAUGAUUCAGACGAAAUUACGAAGAGUCUAGGCAUGAGAUGGGAUGCUAUUAAUGAUCAGAUAUUUUUGAACCAGAGAUCUAUAAAUAGGCUCAAUCCGAUGACAAAACGCACCAUACUCCAAGAAACGGCGAAAUUGUAUGAUCCUCUUGGAUUCUUCAGCCCAAUAACGAUAAGAGCUAAGUUCCUACUACAAGUCAUAUGGAAAGAGAAUUACGAAUGGGACGCACCACUUCCGGAAGCCAUACAGACACAGUGGCAGAAUAUAGCAGAAGAUAUCAAUGGUACAAUUACGAACAAAUUUCAAAGAUACUACUUUGAUAAAGCAGACAUAAAAAUCACUUCCGGUAAUGUAGGGAACCAGACAGAACUAGCAGAUGAUACAACUGCCCUUCAUGUAUUUUGCGAUGCAAGUCUACAAGCCUAUGGAUCAGUGGCAUACAUCGUCAAAGGCAAACAGUCUACAUUGGUCAUGUCGAAAACUCGUGUUUCACCACUUAAGCAAUUGACACUACCGAAACUCAAACUUAUGGCUGCGGUUAUUGGAGCCCGUCUUACAAACCAUGUGUUUAAGUAUAUACCAGCACAUUCAGUCUACCUAUGGUCUGACAGCCAAAUAGUUCUUCAUUGGUUAGCAACUAAUCGGAAGUUGAAGACAUUUAUACAGAACAGGGUCAUGGAGAUUCACAAAAUUACAGAGAACCGGAAGUGGAGGUAUUGUCCAACAGACCAGAAUCCAGCCGACCUAUUAACAAGAGGUUUGUCAGCCAAGGAAUACCAGAAAAGCAGCUUGUGGAAUAACGGACCAGAAUGGCUUCCUGACAUUAAUAGUUGGCCUAGCUGGCAACCAAAUGACAAUGCCAUUUUGUUGACAACAACCGAAAAUGAAGAAGAUGAUUUAAACCAUGAAAGAAACAGAGACAGAAGAGUGUCAAGACUCGAACCUUUAACCGUUCAAGAGUUACAAGAGGCUGAACGACUGUGGCUACAUAGCACCCAGCUCUUGAAGUAUCAGGCUGAGAUCAAUAAUCUGAAAUCAAAUGGUAAACAACUUAGUCUAGUGAAACAUUUACGACUUUUCCUUUAUGAAGAUGGAUUUCUACGAUGUGGCGGGAGAAUCCACAAUGCACCAGUAGCAGAACUCACCAGAUUUCCAUACUUACUUCCCGCAAAACAUCCUUUCACAAGGUUACUAGUUUUAGACGCACAUGAGAACCAACUUCACGCAGGCGCAAGUGCAUUGAUCACACAUUUACGACAGAGAUACUGGAUACCAUCGAUCCGUCAGUAUAUACAAAGCCUUCUCCGGAAAUGCUUUCAAUGUCGAAUGGUAACAGGCAAACCAUAUACAGCACCAGAUCCAACACCCCUACCAAAAAUUAGAGUACAAGAUACAUCUCCAUUUACAGUCACCGGGGUUGAUUUCUCGGGAGCUUUGUAUGUACGAAGCAAUUCUAGAAUUGAGCAUAAGGUUUAA